AUGUCUUCCACACAAGGAGUAUCACAACAGCCACGAGCUCAACAACAAAAUAUUGAGCCAGAACCACGUGUUUUUUGUGGAUUACCAGUUGGAGUGAGUUUUAUCGAAAUCUCCGUUAUUUCUCAAUAUUUUCGAAAUUUUGCAGGGCGCUGUUGGAAUUUUGGGUUCAAUUUUAAUGAUUUGUCAAAUAUUCGGACUUUUCUAUCUUUCCCCAUUUAUGCUAUAUUUUUUCGAAAUUUCAAUAGGAUCUGCAAUGAUGUUUAUUUUAUCAUCUGGUGCGAAACAUCGAAAAAUUGCAUAUGUCACAGCCUAUAUGUUAUACAUUGUAAGUUUUUCUUUUAAAUUUUUAGUCCAAAAAUCUAACUUUAUGAAUUUCAGUCAAUGUACACAUUUUGGGUGUUUUUCCUUAUUCUUGGCGCAAUUCUAGCAACAGUUUGGUUGGUUGAUAAUAACGAUAAUAUUUGUGACAACAUUUCUACGACAACAAUAACGCCAAAAAAACUAUGUAGUACAGAAAAAUUCACAACAGCUGAUGUUGAAAUGGUUAUUAUUUCAUGUUUCUUUUUAACAUUAAGUAUUAUUGUGGCAAUUGUUCAAAUGAGAUAUUUGAUGAUUUUAUACAACUUCUUAAGAAAAUCAAGAUAUUUGUAAGUUAAAUAUCAAAAGAGAUAUUUAAAAAUCUUGUUUUAUAAAUUUAGACCAACUCAUCAUCUCAAUAAUGAAGGAUUCAAUGUUCAAUAUGUUGUACCUACACCAAUAAGUCCAAAUGGUUUGCCACCUCCACCAAGAUAUACUCAAUUUGCUCCACCAAUCACAGAACAAAAUAUUAAACCAGAAAAUAUUACCGCAACACCAAUUUUAGAUUUGGUAAGUAUUAAAAAUGUAAAUGUAUACCACAUAAUAUGUAAAUUAUAUAAUGUUUUGAUUUUUAGCCUGGAAUGAAUAGUGGAAAUGUCAACCUAGGAUUUGGAAAUGAUGAAGAACCACGUCCACGACUUGAUUCAAGACCUCCAGCUUACAGUGAAGUUGUUGAACCACAAAAUAUUACCGAAAAUUCACAACCUACAGAAUCUAAUCAAUAG
This is a messenger RNA of Caenorhabditis angaria, 1082 nucleotides long. NCBI's taxonomy places the organism in Eukaryota, Metazoa, Nematoda, Chromadorea, Rhabditida, Rhabditidae. The record is from the annotation of a GenBank genome assembly.